GGAAACGAGGCCUGGGGGAGCAAUCCGACCAGGUAGGACGUGGGAGCAGCGCGUUUUUCGGCGGGAGUAGCGACGUUUUGAGCCGGGACUGGCGCUUGUGCUGGAAGAAGGAAAGGAUCCCGAGGGAGGAAAAAUAGGUAGCGCUCCUCGCCGCGGACCUUGUUGCUGCCGCGAAAGGAGGCAAAGAUGGGUCGUAGAAAGUCAAAGCGGAAGCCUCCACCCAAGAAGAAGAUGACUGGAACACUUGAGACCCAAUUUACAUGUCCUUUCUGUAACCACGAGAAAUCCUGCGAUGUUAAAAUGGAAAGAGCUCGGAAUACUGGGGUGAUAUCCUGUACUGUAUGUCUGGAAGAAUUUCAGACGCCAAUCACUUAUCUUUCAGAACCAGUGGAUGUUUACAGUGAUUGGAUAGAUGCUUGUGAGGCAGCCAAUCAAUAACAGGAACCAUAGAGGAACUUACUGGAAGUUAAACCAUGUUUCUUAAUUCAAGGGUGUGGUUAUUUGUUUCAUAAUGCAUUGGAGGUACAGCUGAAGUGACUAGGAAAUGGUGGUUUUUGUGCUCUUUUUUUCUAUCCAGUAACCUAUCCUUUUAUAUGAAUAUUGUGGAGUUUAGAGACUAAAGACUACCAGAAAAGACCUGCAAGCAUGGGAAAGGUCAGUUUUUAUUCAGGCUGGUGCUUGGGAAAUUUCUCAAGAUUGAAGUCUUAGGUUCAGUGCAUCAAGUGCUGCUGCUCCACCUUUGUUAAUUUAUUUUGGGCUUCUACAGAAGGGCUUCCACACCAGCUUCUCUGCCAUUCUGUGAUAGUUCUUGGAAUGUUGUAUCCCUUGUGGCCAUGUUAAAUUUGCAAGUAUAGUUAGCAAGAAUACAUGGAAUGUAAGAAAAAAUAGCCCUAUCUUGGUCCCAUCAUAUAAGCUUUUAGAUUUAUUUGGUGGAAUAAUAAUCAUGAAGACAACCUUUUUCUUAAUAAGGUGUCUCCAGUUAGAAUGGCAGUGUGUUGCCUCUGUGUUCUGACAUGCCAGAAGAAGUUGUGUGCAGGACUCUUCUGUGGCACCGGGCCUGGAAUUUUGAGAACUGUAUUAUUAUAUAAUAAAGUUUAAUUCAGAGAAGCAAACCUGCUUGUCUCACUGAGAAAUUGUGCCAUAAU
Messenger RNA from Python bivittatus (Burmese python), 1145 nucleotides. RefSeq names its product elongation factor 1 (gene ELOF1). The record is from RefSeq and is a predicted model, not a curated record. Lineage: Eukaryota; Metazoa; Chordata; Lepidosauria; Squamata; Pythonidae. Gene Ontology annotation, cellular component: transcription elongation factor complex. Gene Ontology annotation, molecular function: RNA polymerase II complex binding. Gene Ontology annotation, biological process: transcription elongation by RNA polymerase II.